Messenger RNA from Zophobas morio, 2756 nucleotides. RefSeq lists its product as uncharacterized. The record is from RefSeq and is a predicted model, not a curated record. The transcript has a single exon. Lineage: Eukaryota; Metazoa; Arthropoda; Insecta; Coleoptera; Tenebrionidae. The coding region runs from base 1 to 2472 and encodes 823 amino acids. Gene Ontology annotation, molecular function: zinc ion binding; nucleic acid binding.
AUGAAAGAGGGUACAACGGCGAAGCGCUACAACCUGAGGAACAGAAGCGGAGAAAUCGCAGCAACUUCGGCCCCAGUAGACGGUAAAAUGACGAACCUCGUGUUUUCCCCCGAGCAGUUCAAGCAAUUCUUAGAAGGCAUCACGACAUCACUGAAGGAGUCGAGACCAACACCGUCAGCGGGGUACUCUGGGGAUGACAGUAACGCCACGACGGGUAACUUUUCUGAAUGCAGGUCAAGAUUCUCGGCUGCAAAAGGGGAAUCGGUAGACGCAUUCAUCGAUGCUAUAACGGUGUACAAGGACUGUGUGAAUAUCAGUGAGGAAAACGCGUUAAAGGGACUGCCAAUGCUGCUUGAUGGGGCAGCCGCAACAUGGUGGCAGGGCAGCAAGGCUUCGGUCAGGUCGUGGCAAGAAGCAGUCGAAGCUCUUCGAAGGAGCUUUGGGGAGCAGAAGCCUAAUUAUAGGAUUUUCCGCGAACUGUUCUCGACCGAGCAGCGGGAAAGGGAGCCCACGGACGUCUUCGUCAGCCAUGCUCGCGCUUUGCUGUCAAAACUGUCCGCAACUCCGGUCCUUGAUGACAUACAUCGGAUUGAUAUGGUCUAUGGUUUGCUCCACCAGUCAAUUAGGAAGGCAGUACCAAGAGAUCAGGUUGGUACUUUUGAGCAGCUCAUCAGCAAGGCCCGGCAGAUCGAAGAUGUGAAUAACGAAUCAAAGGGAGGUUUGGAGGAUGAGGCACCACGUCGAAACAAGCCCAGAUGCUACUACUGCAAGGCUACAGGUCACACCCAACUCGAGUGUCGGAAGUUAGCAGCUACAAAUAAAGCUGAGUCAGGCCCGAGGCCCACAAGGGUCUCUCCAGAUAGAAUUAAUCAACCCAGUGACCAGCUGAUUUGCUACCGGUGCCGCAAGCCUGGCCACAUCAGGUCGCAGUGUCCGAAUGGCCAAAGCUCUCGAACUCAGACAACGACCAACAAUGGUUUCGAGGUUUUGUCUCUGGAUGUCGAGGACCAAGCUCGUAGGGCAUAUAUACCUGUCACCAUAUGUGCCAAAUCUGGAGUAGCAAUUGUAGAUUCCGGCGCAAAACGCAGCAUAGCAGGUAAUAAGCUGUACAAUCACAUGAAAAGUUCCGCUGUCCCCUUUCAGAGCAUUGUCCAAGUCCUCACGAUGGCGGAUGGGAACCCGAUUGAAGUGGCUACGGAAGUUUUCGACGUGGCCAUCGAAUUACAUGGGAGGCAGAUACACACCACCAUUACUGCUGUGCCAGAGCACAGACAAAGCAAAACGCUACUGGGGAUGGAUUUUAUCAAUCAAGCUGAUGUCAUCCUGGACUUUCCCAAAAUGAAAUGGCGUUUCAGGGAAGACGGAGGGUGGAAAGAUCUUUUCGAUGAAGCCACCAUCAUGGAGGGAGUUCAAGUUUGCAGCGCGGUCGUACAACCCCUUCGGCUAGAUGAGGGCACUGACCUCAGUGCAAGCGAAAGGUCACAACUGAAUGGACUGCUAAAUGUCUACUCAGAUAGGUUCGAGGUGAAUGAAGAGCCUACUCCGUAUGCAGAACACUGCAUUGAGCUGACAAACACCACACCCAUCGCGACGAGGCCGUACAGGUUGUCGCCACAAAGAAGAGACAUCCUGGAAAAGGAAAUAGGUGACAUGGUAGACAAAGGCGUGAUAGAAGAGUGCGAAUCCCCUUAUGCGGCUCCGGUUGUGAUGGUACCAAAGCGGGACGGUAGUUGCCGCGUAUGUGUGGACUUUCGAAAACUGAAUAGCGUUACGGUGCCGGACCGAUACCCGCUGCCGCGUAUCGACGACGUGCUCCAUGCUGCCCAGGAAACGUCCUAUAUGAGUACGAUCGAUAUGAAAAGUGGAUUCUGGCAGGUUCCAGUGCGCGCGGAGGACCGGGACAAAACCGCGUUCGUGACACCGUUCGGUCUGUACCGGUUCGCGAGGAUGCCUUUCGCAUUAUGUAACGCGCCGGCGACGUUCCAAAGACUUAUGGACCGUUUUAGGGCGGGGCUGCAUGAGGUGUUUCUCCUGGCGUACAUGGACGACAUCAUCAUUUUGUCGAAUAAUUUUGAAAAACACUUAAGCGAUCUAGAAAAGGUGUUUCAGCGGUUGCGCAAAUUCAAACUUAGUGCGAAUCGGGAAAAGUGCGUGUUCGCAUGCAAGCGGGUCAAGUUCCUAGGCCACAUAAUCACGAAAGAGGGCAUUUCAGCGGAUCCUGAAAAAGUCGCGGCCAUUGCCGGCAUGUCAGCACCAAGAAAUGCCAAGGAAGUCAUGUCGUUUCUGCAGACAUGUAGCUGGUUUCGCCGUUUCGUUCCGGAGUUUUCGAGAGUGGCGCGACCUCUUUCAGAUCUAACAAAGAAGAAGGCUACGUGGAUUUGGGGCACUGAGCAAGAAGUGGCCUUCACCGACCUAAAGGAGAAACUCACAACGGCGCCCAUAUUACGUCAAGCCGACCCUGCACUUCCCUAGAAGGUUGAAAACCGACGCAAGUUCAUACGCGUUGGGUGCAUGCCUGUUGCAGGGUGAGGGCGCGGAUGAGAGGCCCGUAGAAUAUGCGAGCCGUCUUCUGACACAGGCGGAACGUAACUACAGCACGACUGAGAGGGAAGCUCUGGCCAUUGUCUACGCGGUGCAAAAGUUCCGCGGCUACCUGGAGGGCGCGAAAGUGCGGGUGGCUUCUGAUCACCGGCCACUUCGUUGGCUGAUGACCCUCCGUUCGCCGGCUGGGAGGCUAGCGCGGUGGGCGCUCCUAU